AUUAUCUUUGACUCAUUUUUCUUUCACUUAAAAAAGUAAAAUUUUUUGAAUUUUCCAUAGCAUUAUUAUGGAUUUCAAGUAUGACAUAUUGUUGCUACUUUUAGGAAAUGCUGUGGCUAAUUUUGAGGUAGUUUGAAAGGAAGAUAUAAAUAUCAGUGGUCAGAAGUAAAGGCAGUGUGAUUAAUUUUGUCAUUAUUUAGCAUUUAGUUAUAGGUUGCAGCUUUAAAGUUUGGCAUCAUGGAAGAAAAUGGACAAAAAAUUGCAACUGAGGCAAAUGAAGAUAAAACAAUGUCUACCAACCUAAAAUACCUUUCCUUGGGAAUUUUAGUCUUUCAGACUACCAGUUUGGUUCUAACAAUGCGUUAUUCUAGGACUUUAAAAGAGGAGGGACCUCGUUAUCUAUCUUCUACAGCAGUGGUUGUUGCUGAACUUUUGAAAAUAAUGGCCUGCAUUUUAUUAGUCUACAAAGAUAGCAAAUGUAGUCUAAGAGCACUGAAUCGAAUACUACAUGAUGAAAUACUUAAUAAACCUAUGGAAACGCUUAAACUUGCUAUUCCAUCAGGGAUAUAUACUCUUCAGAAUAAUUUACUCUAUGUGGCACUGUCAAAUCUGGAUGCAGCUACGUAUCAGGUUACAUACCAAUUGAAAAUUCUUACAACAGCAUUAUUUUCUGUGUCUAUGCUUAGUAAAAAAUUAGGUGUGUACCAGUGGCUCUCCCUGGUAAUUUUGAUGACAGGAGUUGCUUUUGUACAGUGGCCCUCAGAUUCUCAAGAGCUUGAUUCUAAGGAACUGUCAGCUGGCUCUCAGUUUGUAGGCCUCAUGGCAGUACUCACAGCAUGUUUUUCAAGUGGUUUUGCUGGGGUUUACUUUGAGAAAAUCUUAAAAGAAACCAAACAAUCAGUGUGGAUAAGAAACAUUCAACUUGGUUUCUUUGGGAGUAUAUUUGGAUUAAUGGGUGUGUACAUUUACGAUGGAGAAUUGGUGUCGAAGAAUGGAUUUUUUCAGGGAUAUAACCGACUGACUUGGAUAGUUGUUAUUCUUCAGGCACUUGGAGGCCUUGUAAUAGCUGCUGUUAUUAAAUAUGCAGAUAAUAUUUUAAAAGGAUUUGCAACCUCUUUAUCCAUAAUAUUAUCAACACUGAUAUCCUAUUUUUGGCUACAAGAUUUUGUGCCAACCAGUGUCUUUUUCCUUGGAGCCAUCCUUGUAAUAACAGCUACUUUCCUAUAUGGUUAUGAUCCCAAACCUACAGGCAAUCCUACUAAAGCAUAGUCGUAUACUAUCUUUAACUGGUUUUUCACAAUGGUGCACUAGGAAUCUCAACAUUAAUCUUGCAUAGAGGACUUCUACAGAUUCUAAGAAGAUAUCAUCAUGCUGAAUCUCAUCAUAUUGUUCAAAUGGUUUGAAAAUAUAAAAGUUUAAGGAUAAAAUAUAUGUAUAUGUUAACGAAAUACCUAUUACAUCUAGAUAUCAAAGCUUGAAAGUAUUUCCAGGGAUUAGAAUAAUUAUUGGAGAAAACUUGAAAUCUGAGUUUAAAAAGAUUUUACCUUUUGAUUGCUGCAGAAAUGUUCUAUGCACUCUUUGCAAGAGCACACAACAAAUAUCAGAUACCAAUUUUUGCAAGUUAGAUCUAUUUAACCUUAUUAAAUUUUUUUAUCUUUUUCUGUACAGAAAUAUCAAAUCACAUGGAAUAUUCAAAGUUUGAAAAUUAUAAUUGCCUAUUAAGCUGUGAAUAGAAGUAUGAUUUGAAUAACAUUUUCAUGUAUCUGAGAUUUUUAUAUUUAUACAAAAGAUUACUAAAAGGAUUGCUAAAUGUCAUUUGUUCAACUACAUAAAAUGAUAAGGUUAUAUUCUGGGUCUAAUUUGUGAGAAAAUAAAAUUCAUAUUUAAAUUUAAUGUAGGGAAAUACAUCUAUUUCUCCAUCUACAUUUUAAGAUCUUUUAGUGCUUUGAAACUGCUGAAAGCAAUCCAGUUGCUCCUGUGCUAGAUAGUAGCCAGAUUUUGCACUAAUGGAGUUUUGUCUUUAAUCUCUUAAUUGCAUUUCUUUUCUGUAAAUCAGAUAAAUCCUUAAUAUUUCUUUAAAUUAAGCUUCUGUAUGUGUAAUUUCCAUUAAAGUUUCAAAAUGUAAUUUAAAAGGAUUAAAUACUCAUUUAAUAAUUUAAAAUAAUUAUUGUCUAAUAUCUCCAUUUGGAGAAUUUUGAACUAUCAAAGUAUAUACUGUAUACAACUAGAAUGUUUUUAAAUGAAUAUUUUAGUCAUUGCUCUGUAAAAAAUUUCCCUUAAUCUACAACUGUUAAAAAAAGCAACCAAAAUAAUUAUAGUAUAGAUGUCAAUAAAUUGAGACCAAAAUGACCUUUCUUAGAGACAUUCCAGAUUGCCAUGAUAUUACAUUAUUUUAAGUGGCCCUAAUAAAGCUGUAAACUGAAGGCUGCUGAGAAGGACCUUUUAGGCCUCUCAUAAAUCCACCCUCCCCAGGAAUACUCUGGUCACAUGUCUGGGAGAGGUAGCAAAUUCCGAGUUCCCUUUCUGUGACCCUAUAAAAGCUGCUGGGAAGGAGCCACCACUUUGAUUUAAAAUAGUGGUUUCUUUUCCAUUUUAAUUAGCACUGGAGUUGAAGUUGUAAAUUACAUGAAUUAUUUAAUAAGUUGUUUCAAGAGAGAGAAAAUAUAGCAAAAAUGGUAAGGUGAAUUGGUGGGCAAGAACUUUCUAAAAUUGGGUUAUGGGUUUAAUUUAAUUAUUGACUAUAGGUAGAAUUACAAAUUGUGUAUAAGAAGUAUUUUACUUUAUUUUUUCAUUCAUGCUUUAUAUAUUUUUAAAGUCUCCCAUUCUAAUAAUAUAAAAAUGGUAAAAAAAAUAAAUAUUUUUGUAUAGUUAUGAUGGAUUUUGUUAAAUAGAAUUUGGCUCAAAAAUACCAUGUUACAAACUUUUGGGUACUUUGGCUUAUGGGACUGGCUGUGUUACUUUGCUUAUGCAAACCUAGUCUCUAUAGGACACAGGCCUAAUCUAUUCCAUUCAGAGUUCACAAGUGUUUAAAGUGACAAAAUAGGGACGCCUGGGUGGCUCAGCGGUUGAGCAUCUGCCUUUGGCUCAGGGGGUGAUCCCAGAGUCGCGGGAUCGAGUCCCACAUCGGGCUCCCUGCAUGGAGCCUGCUUCUCUCUCUGCCUGUGUCUCUGCCUCUCUCUCUGUAUGUCUCUCAUGAAUAGAUACAUAAAUAAUAUUUUAAAAAUUAAAAAUUAAAUAAAAUGACAAAAUAUCUUAAAUCAAUUUGCUAGUGAUUACAAGUUGAAACUAACCAAAUUUUCUGGAAGCCUGACCUAUGAUUUUCAGUCACCACCUUUGAGAGUAUUUGUUUAAUAAAUUUACCACAUUACGAGCAUGGUGCUUUUAGAUUGUAACUGCAUUCAGACUUACAUCUUACUGUCUACUGCUGAGUGAAAUCUAAAUCCUGCAAAUGCAAAGAAUUCAAGAGUAAAUACAAAGAUUUAUCUUCGGCCCACAUGGGAGUACUAGUGGGGUACUAAUAUAUAUUAAUUCAAUGUACAUUUAUAACUAAUUGUUAACUCAGGCUUAGUCUGUCCCUUAAAAAAAUGAUAAAAGCAAAUACUGGCUAUCAGACAUGUUAAUUACCAUAAUAUAUUUUCAGGUGUCCAAGAUAACAGAAUUUUCAAGAUUCUCAAUUAAGCUUGUAAAAAUAUAAGCAAGAUUUGUGAGAAAGGACAAAGUGGUCCAAAGCACAUUUUCAAACCAAACUUUUAUUAGACAACUUAAUUUAUAUCUUGCUUUUCUAGAGGGUUUGAAGUUGUUAAAAGAGAUUGGGUUGUGUAGCUUAUAAUUUUUAAUUCAUAGAGAAGGAAUCGUAUUUGAGAAGGUGAGCCUGUUUGUAGACCAUGUCAUUUUAACAGAUAAUGCCAUUUGUGUGUGUGUGUGUGUGUGUGUGUGUGUGUGUGUGUGUGUGUGGUGUUUUGAUGACCUCCAAAAGCCUUAUUGUAUCAAUCUUAAAUAAUGAUGACUUCUUGAUUAUUUAAAUUCUUACUUUUAAAAGUUUACUUGUUAUCUCUCAACUACUUUGUUCAUUAUAAAAAUGUCCUAAUUCAUGGGAGAGGAGUGCCAGUUGAUAGUUCUAAUAAAAAUUAAGAAUAUGGUAUUUGGGAAGAAAAGUUUGAAAUUCAACAUUUAGAUGUUUCAAUACAGUAAAAUCACCAGUUUUUUAAUAAGUGAUUUUAGGGAAGCUGUAGGCUACUUUUAUGGUGGAAAUUGUAGUUUAGAGAUGCAAAACUUAAAUGUUUACAUCAAUUUAUUUUGAAUGUCACAGUUUCAUUGAAGGAAAGGUAGUUUGAUAUUUAAACUAAAUUCUAAGGAGACAGAAUCUGAAAAGAAACCAAUUGACUUCGUGCCCAGUAGAUUCAGUGUAAUACUGAUUAUUAAGAAUUGCUACACUUUUCCUACAUAUCAAAUUACUAGACUUUUAAAAUGUCAUUGUAUUGUCAUUCAACUGAGUUUUGUUUUUAAAAAUGUUUUAUAGCAUCAUUUUAUUUACACUUUCAUUGUUAUAAUAUUUAAUACACAUGGAUGUAUGCUUUACAUAAGAAAAGGUUUAUGAAAGUUAUUUAUGCUAUAUUGAAAGUCAUCUUAAUAAUCUCCCAGUUAUGUAGCAUAUUUAAAAUAAUUACAGGACCAAAGAAAAAGCACCUUUAUCAAAAUCUGGUCCUAUGUGCCUUGCUUUACCAAAUACCUGACUUUUCUGGAGGAUAUUACUGUAAUUCACAACUUUGGACACAUGGGGAAAUUGACAUUUUACGAAUAACUAUAAUUCAAUUUUUUGGAUGUUUCAACAUUUGCUCUUUAAAUCUAUUAUCUAACAAUGUUUAAGUAUAUAAGCAUUAGUAAACAAUACUUAUUUAAAUAAAUUAUGCACCGUUGCUCCAUCACUGAGCUUUUGAAACUUUAACAAAGGUAUAUAGCCUUCAUUUGGUUGUUUUAUUUCUUAUUAUAAGAUAUAAUUUACUGUGAUUUUUAAAAUAUUUUUUUAAUGAUUUGACUUUUGAAUUUAUUCGUAUGUCUCUAUUUCAUUUGUUUGGAAAGAUUUCUUUGAGUUUGGGAAUGUGAUUUGUAUAUUUAAUUUUUUAUGGACAUAAUUUAGAGGAAUGUAUGAAAAAUUGGUCUUUUGUUAAAUGGCUUUUUAAUGGA
Nyctereutes procyonoides (raccoon dog) is the source of this 5184-nucleotide messenger RNA. RefSeq names its product solute carrier family 35 member A3 (gene SLC35A3). Gene Ontology annotation, biological process: pyrimidine nucleotide-sugar transmembrane transport. Lineage: Eukaryota; Metazoa; Chordata; Mammalia; Carnivora; Canidae. Gene Ontology annotation, molecular function: UDP-galactose transmembrane transporter activity. The transcript is spliced from 8 exons. Gene Ontology annotation, cellular component: Golgi membrane. The record is from RefSeq and is a predicted model, not a curated record. Bases 238 to 1269 code for a protein of 343 amino acids.